Saccharomycopsis crataegensis is the source of this 861-nucleotide messenger RNA. RefSeq names its product uroporphyrinogen-III synthase HEM4 (gene HEM4). NCBI's taxonomy places the organism in Eukaryota, Fungi, Ascomycota, Saccharomycetes, Ascoideales, Saccharomycopsidaceae. The transcript has a single exon. Bases 1 to 861 code for a protein of 286 amino acids. Gene Ontology annotation, molecular function: uroporphyrinogen-III synthase activity. The record is from RefSeq and is a predicted model, not a curated record. Gene Ontology annotation, cellular component: cytosol. Gene Ontology annotation, biological process: uroporphyrinogen III biosynthetic process.
AUGGCUGCUAGUCUGAAACUCCUUCUCUUGAAAUCAAGGACUGUCGAUGAUAAAUAUGCUACUUACCAUGAACGGUCCAAUAACAACACCCUGUGCAACCUCCAUUUUCUAAAGGUGAUUGAUCAUGUUGCCGAGAACAUUGAGGAAAUGACAGAGUUCUUGUGCUUACUGAACAACUUAUCAGAGAUUAGCGCAUUGAUUAUAACUAGCCAAAGGGCUGUAGAGUCAUUAGUCAAGAUAAUAUCACGAAUCCGGAAUGACUGGGUGGUUGAUACGAUUUUGGCGAAACCGAUUUUCGUCGUGGGUCCGCAGACCGCAUCGAUGUUAUCAAAUCAUGGGUUCCUGGAUAUAAGAGGCGAAGAUAGUGGCAAUGCCAAUGAGCUUGUAAAAGUAAUUUUGCAAGACGAUCUUAUUCUGCAUAUACAAGCGGAAGCCAACCAGCUGAAUUACCUUUUGUUUUUGACUGGCCGAAUCAGAAAGGACAUCAUCCCCACUAAGCUCGGGGAAAAUGGAGUGAAAUUCAUUGAAAAAAUUGUUUAUAGAACCAUAGAGACCUCAAAUACCCUUGAAAAAUUCCAGAAUUUGGAACUACUGUCAAAGACCAACGACUGGGUAGUAUUUUUCUCGACUCAAGGAGUGGAUUUGAUCAUUGAUCAAAUUAAGCAGAACGCCCUUCAUGAAAAUGAUCAGUUGAAAAUCGCGUCGAUUGGUCCUACCACAUCUGAGGCAUUGCAAAAAAAAGGAGUUAUAUGUCAUGUUGUUACCCCGAAGCCAAAUCCCUCAGCGUUAUUUGACGCCAUUUUUGAGUAUGAAGAGCGCAAUUGCCAACAGGCAAAGAAGUUUGACUGCUUGUGUAAUUAA